GUGUACGAUGCCACCACAACAUGAUGCAUACAUCGUAACCUUAUAUAUAACAAACACUUAUGUGGUAAAUGUUAGUUUUAUCAUCCUCUUCAAGAAAACUUCAAAGUGGUGAUGAUGAGAACACCAAGCAGUGAUGAAAGUGGGUUGAAGAAGGGGCCAUGGAGCCCAGAAGAGGAUAAAAUACUAGUGGAUUACAUUCAGAAGCAUGGCCAUGGAAGUUGGAGAGCCCUUCCAAAGCUUGCAGGAUUGAACAGAUGUGGAAAAAGUUGCAGACUAAGAUGGACUAAUUACCUCAGACCUGAUAUCAAAAGAGGCAAAUUCUCUGAUGAAGAAGAGCAACUCAUCAUCAAUUUACAUGCUGUUCUUGGCAAUAAGUGGGCAGCUAUAGCAUCUCAUCUGCCAGGAAGAACUGAUAAUGAAAUUAAGAAUCUGUGGAACACACAUUUAAGGAAGAAGCUUUUGCAAAUGGGGUUAGACCCAGUGACUCACCGUCCAAGAACUGAUCACCUAAACCUUCUUACCAAUCUACAGCAGAUUUUGGAAGCUGCAAAAAUUGUCAGCAGUUUCACAAACCCUUGUGACAUAAACAAUGCUCUAAGGCUACACUCAGAUGUCACGCAACUGGCCAAAUUCCAGUUACUGCAAAACAUGUUUCAGCUCACUGGUGCCACUCCUUCUCCUUCUUCACUGACAGAUGGUUUUCUGAAUGACGUUUUGGGGUUUAAUCAGUGUAGUAAUCUCCAAAACCUUCAUGAUGGUAAUUCAGUUUCUCAAAUCCUUCCCAAUGUCCAAAACUUUGAGGCCCUUCAGCUGCCUUCUCCAUCAAAUUCCCUUCCAAAUCUGGUUUCUGCCUCGCCUGAACAUUCUCCAGUAAAAGCAGAAAAUUUUAAUGCAAACUCAAAGGAGUGUUGUAAUCCUUCUUCCACCACCUUUGAGUUAACGUGGGGAGAUUUCAUGGAAGAAGAUGCAACCGAUAAUUAUUGGAAAGGUUUCAUAGACCAACAUUCUAACCAGACAUGGUCAACAGUCCAAUGAAAAAGAUGCAUGGUAUUUGAGAGUUUUCACAGAAAUAAAUAUGUACUAUUGUUAAUUUAGUUAAGGUUGUUUUGUGUGUAUUAAUAUUGACAGUGGAUUAAUUGAUCGAUUCCAGAGAUCUAAAUAUAGAAAAGCUUAUGC
Vigna angularis (adzuki bean) is the source of this 1176-nucleotide messenger RNA. Its product is annotated as transcription factor MYB53. Bases 112 to 1035 code for a protein of 307 amino acids. NCBI's taxonomy places the organism in Eukaryota, Viridiplantae, Streptophyta, Magnoliopsida, Fabales, Fabaceae. The transcript has 4 exons. The record is from RefSeq and is a predicted model, not a curated record.